This is a messenger RNA of Sphaerodactylus townsendi, 1671 nucleotides long. It is a transcript of the gene SLC33A2, whose product is annotated as major facilitator superfamily domain containing 3. The transcript has 6 exons. Lineage: Eukaryota; Metazoa; Chordata; Lepidosauria; Squamata; Sphaerodactylidae. The coding region runs from base 179 to 1390 and encodes 403 amino acids. Gene Ontology annotation, cellular component: membrane. Gene Ontology annotation, biological process: transmembrane transport. The record is from RefSeq and is a predicted model, not a curated record. Gene Ontology annotation, molecular function: transmembrane transporter activity.
AGCAGUCCCCAGGAAGGGAGGGCCGGCCGCGGCCUCCGCCCGAGCCCUGGCAAAGAGACCCGGAGCGAGCGGGGCUUGUGGGGAGGGCCCCUGGCCUGGUCCCCUUGGGGUUGAGCGAGAGCGCCCUCUGGCGACGACCUCCGCGGCGGCGGGGAAAGGAAGCGUUGACCGCCGCAAGAUGAACCCCAAAUACGCCCUGCUCGGGGUGCUGUACUUCGUCCAAGGCAUCCCCUACGGGCUGCAGUCCGGGCUGCUGCCCAUCUAUUUCCGCACGGUGGGCCUCUCCUUGACCAAGAUCAGCCUGACCAAGAUGCUCUACGUGCCCUGGAUCCUCAAGGUCUUGUGGGCCCCCCUGGUGGACCAGUACUUCACCAAGAAGGCCUGGCUGGUGCUGAGCUUGGGGGGUUUGGCGCUGGCCUGCCUGGCUUGCUCCACAAUGACCCCCGAGACACAGUUCCUCCCUGUGGCUGCCACCCUCCUCUUCAUGAAUUUCUGCGCCUCCCUCCAAGACGUCGCGGUGGACGGGGUGGCCGUCUGGCUCCUGCGGCAGGAUGAGGUUGGCUACAGCAACACCAUUCAGGUGGUGGCCUACAAGCUGGGCUCGGUAGUGGCCGGAGGGGGCCUCCUCACUGUCCUCCACCGCUUGGGAUGGGGGCUGCUCUUCUGGUCCUUGGCUGCAGUCUACCUGCUGGCCAUCCUGUACACCUGGCGCGUGGAUCUGAGGCUACAGGGCCGUUUGCAGGAGAGCCAAGCGAAGAGCCGCAGCUUCCACCCCUGGCAGAUCCUGCGAGGGCUGCUUCGGGUCCCAGGGACCUUGUGGACUGCCGGCUUCGUGCUCAUCUAUAAGCUGGGUGAUCAAGGGGCCACUUCCAUGUUUCCGCUCUUCCUUUUGGACCGUGACUUCUCUCCUCAGAAGCUCGGCUUCUGGAACGGGAUUGUAGCCAUGGUCUUCUCCAUCUCUGGCUCCUCGCUGGGAGGCUACCUGACGUCGAAGCAGAGGCACCCGCUGGCUCUGCUCAAGGUCCUGUUGGUGCUGCGCAUCUGUGGGCUGCUCUUCCAGACACUCCUGACAGCCGUCUACAAAGACAAAGCCACCAUCUUUGAAGUGGCCGCAGUAUUGAGCAUCUGCAGCCAUCACUUUGUUUCUGGGAUGGUGACCACUCUGACGUUCAGCAUAAUGAUGCAUUGCACCCAGACGGCGGACGAGAGCAUACAGGCCACCCACUACAGCUUCCUGGCCACGCUGGAAGUGUUGGGCAAGCUGCUCUUCAGCACCCUGGUGGGGAGCCUGGUGGACUGGCUGGGCUUCGUCCCCUCCUUCUGCGUCUUCCUCUGCCUCUCCUCCACGUCAGUCUUGUAUGCGCUGCAAGCACCCCCGGCCGGAGGUUGACCACGCGAGAGCCGCCCACCCGCCCGCCACCGUCGCCAUCAGCUGCGCACACCCGUGAGAGAGGAGGAGAGCGCCGUGGCCCGGCUCAAGGGCCCUGCGGAAGCCCCGCCUGGGGCAGAGGUCGGGACUCCUGCUCAGGCUAGGAAGCCAUUCUGGCCGUGGGGGCCUUUAGGGACCCUUUCCAAAACAGAAGCAGGAGGAUAAUAAAUCCGUGAUGUGCCACACUGCCCGUGUCAGCCAGACAGCCACCGUGACUGCCAAUAAAAUGCCUGUGCCUUGAA